Guillardia theta CCMP2712 is the source of this 3306-nucleotide messenger RNA. RefSeq lists its product as hypothetical. Lineage: Eukaryota; Cryptophyceae; Pyrenomonadales; Geminigeraceae. The coding region runs from base 1 to 3306 and encodes 1101 amino acids. Gene Ontology annotation, biological process: tRNA splicing, via endonucleolytic cleavage and ligation. The record is from RefSeq and is a predicted model, not a curated record. Gene Ontology annotation, molecular function: ATP binding; RNA ligase (ATP) activity. The transcript has 12 exons.
AUGGUGAGCGGGCGAGACGGGCGGCUCAUAGUGGCGAGCAAGAACGGGACAGACAACGUGUACAGUCAGAGCGGGCACUACCUGCUGCUGAAACACCUGCGAGACGAGUUUCCGGAGGGUUAUCAGGUCAAGUACCGGCAGCUCAUCCGUUUCCUCCAGCACAACAAGCUUUCGCUGGGAUGUGAAGUGAUCGCCAACUGUCUGGGAGAGCAUGGAGAAGUCCCCAAGACUGAACAUGUCGUCGUCAACGCAAGAGAGUUUCGACUGAUCAUCCCGGGGAUGUACAUCUUUCAAGAUGCUCAAGUCUUCUACUCGACUUACGACAAGUUCCGAUGGGACUUCAACGCGAGAUGGUGCGACAUCCAUGAUGCCAUGAAGAGAGAGGCGUGGAAGCACAUCGACAUGGAGUACGACCGGCUGCACUCAGACCUGCUCGAGGGGUUUGUUGCCUACUGGAUACCCAAGGAGGACGUAGCUUUCAUGCUUGAGUCUAAUGGGGAUGAAGGAUUGGGACUGCUGGGGUUGGCCUCGUUGGAGCAGACGCUGGAUCCUCUCGUCAGCAGUACGUCUCAGCCGACCCAGGAGCAGUGGCCGACCCUCGAGAGCCUCUUGGGGGAUGCCGGACAGAUGGAUACGCUGUAUGCUGAGGUGGGAAGGAUUCUAGAGCGGGAGACGGGCGACCGAGUUCUGUCGGAAGCGAGAGAGGCGACAUCGAAGAAAGAAUCGAUGCAGAAGCUCCGGGAGGAGUUUCGCAUGUUGAUGGCAAACAGCCGGCCGAGGAUAUUCGACAACGACAUGGUGGGGUACGGGGGAGUUUCCUUCAUGAAGAUGAUCAGCGCGUUAGAGCAGCUGCGUCUUCCUCACGAAUUGAAAGUUUCCCGUCCCGCCAGCUCCCAGUCGCCGCUCAAGAAGGAGAGCUUCAACGAGUUCCUCGUCACGGUCCACGUGCUGCAGGACUCCGCCUUUCCCAAGUACGAGAAAUACAGGCAAGAGAAUGAAGACGAGAACCUGCCGCCUCUGCUACGAGGAUACACGUGGUACAUCUCAUUUCUCAACGAGGAGGAGGAGCAGGAUCGUCCGAGCAAGAAGGCGUGCCUGGAGCAGCAGCAGGAGGAGGAGACACUUCUUGACAUGGAUACGCUCUUGUCGCACGGGCCCUUGGAGGGGAGCGUGUGGAAGUUCAAGGUCGUCUCGUACAUGAUCCGAACCUUCCUCUAUCGCAAUCUCGGGAGUGUACUCGCUAAGAAUGGCAACAAGGCUUCCUUCCUUCAGAGCACGGAGAGACUCAUCGAGUCCUGGGCCCCUCCGAUGUCUGUGAAGGAGGAGCUGUACAAGCGAGCCACCCUCUGGGCUGACAGCAUCAUGGCUCUUUCCCCUGAUGAACGCAACGAUCUCGCGCGUGGAAAGUAUCUUUCUGUCCUCCGCAGUCACCUGGACGUCAUUGCUCGAGGGCAAGGUGCCGUCGCGUCGAGUCAGGAGGAGGUUGGCAUUUACUUUCUCAUUUCUCUCCAUCCUUGGUUCGAGGAAACGGCUCGCCUGCUCUCAGACCAUCUCGCUCAUCGGACGGGAUUCCGCCGAAAUGUCCUUAAGCCCGAGGACUUGAGCAUGGAAAACGCCGUGCUUCUAGCUGGCAUGUCGGGUGUCGUCUUCGGGCAGAUCGGGGAUGGGCACAUCUUCAAGGUCGCUCGUCUCAUCUCGAAGCUUCCGCUCAAGACCCGAGCAGCAGUGGUCGUCAUGCAUGCGGUGAGCUUGGAGCACGCGGACGCAGAGUGCGACCGCCGAGGACUGGCAGCGGAUGCAGACGAGAGGAAGAAGCUCAAGGGCUUGUGUGCGAGCGUGAUGGACCAUAUGGACAGACUCCAGACGUCGCUUGGGUCGGGAGCUUGCUUCCAGCUCCUGAGCAUCUCAGAGGGAGAGGGUGACGACAGAAACCAGAGCUGUGAACGGAUCAUGGCGGCCAUGCGCGCAGCUCGGGAGAGGAUGAUCAAACCCCCGAAGGAGCUGGUGCAGGGAGGACGAGGCUCUCCUUUUAGCACGAUCCACAUUGUCAUGUUCGUCACUGUGGUGGGAUGGGGAAAGAACGCUAUCUGCGACAAGCUAGAGGCGAUACACAAGCAGUCACUGGCAGGAGGAGGAGGAGGUCUGCAUGGGCUGCUGGGGUUGCCCGAGGGAGAGCUGUGCGUGCUGGAGGGCGACCAUCUGAAGAAGACGUUUUGGACUGAAGUAGAGAAAGUGUUCAGAAGGAAGAGCAUGAACCUCCUCAUCCUCAACCGAAACUUCCCCCCCAACUCCUGGGCCACCAGCCUCUCCAAGCUCGACAAGGCCGGAAAGAUGGCAGGGAGAAGCUUUCACGUUAGCGCGGCCCUCCCGUACUCGCAGGCGACUUCGGGAUACGCGUUUGGUCUCGCGGACCUCGCUGUCUGCCUCCAGUCGGUUCAGAUGCGGAGGAAUCACGGUACAAGUUUGGACGGCGAGCAGAGUCAAGAGACAUGCAAAGUGACCAGCAUGUUCUUCAACUUCUACAACUACCAAGACUGGGAGACGCUCGCCCAGUCUGUGCGAACUCAACUCACCCGCAGGGUUGCUGUCGUCCCGUGGCUGAAGGAGGGAGCUGAAGAGGAGCUUGCGAGACACGAGGAGCUCUCAGCGUCAGUCCAGCUGGUGGCUACGAUGCCUCAGGGGAUGUUCAACCUCGGCCACGAGACGAGCACACGCGACUGCCUAGCCCGCCCUAAGCACCAGGAGCUCCUCAGCUCACUGCGUCUAAGGACAUCGUUCGGUGUCAGCGGCAUGCAGGACAUCGCUCCUCGAUACGCCAGCAUCGAUCUCGAUCAGCAGUCGGUAGUCGCACUCGUUCAUAGCGUGUCCUCUCACGUCCCCGAGGAUAUCGCAAGGAGGCUGCAGGAGUAUCAACAGUCUUCUGCUCGCAGGAGGUACCACGUCACGCUGUGGCAUUCUCAAUCGCAUGCUGUGGAGCUGCUGCAAGAGUUGAGCGAGUUCAAGGGCGCUGCUCAGGUGAUCUCGCCAGCUCUCCUCGUGGCCGACGAGUACUGUAUCGCCCUCUCUGUUCGCGUGCUCUCCAACGCCCUGAGCCCCACCGUCCCUUGCUACAACCAGUUCCCCCAUGUCACCCUAUGGUGCGUCAAGCCCGACAUGGCAAAGCACUCGAACGAGCUGAUCGAGGCUGCGGUGGCUGGAGGAGACAACGGGGGCGACUCUCCCCGCCCCUUCACGCUUGACCUGCAGGAGCUCCAGGACGACGUUGUGCGUUCUUCUCUGUGCGGGACUGUACGAUGGCACUUUUGA